AUGAAAGGCGGGAAAAGAGAGCUGACCUUCGCCAUAUUAUUCGGGUGUCCAGCGAAUAUUGAACGACACAUACUCGGGAGAUUGAGCCGAGUAAAGCAAUACUCUUCAUAUCCUCUUGUCCUCCCAGCUAUCUUUGCCGAGUUGGAGAGAGACCGCAUGAAGACAGUAGUGAAGGCGACAGUGAAGGCCAUCGAAGACGAAAUACUCAAGUUAGGUGUUGUGGGCUCGAGUGAGCCCCGCGAGGUCGAAAUGAGAGAAUCUCGGAAGAACGCAUGGUUAAAUGCAAACAACCUUCGAAAUAGUUUGAGAAUUUGGAAAGAGCAACUCCGCAAGAUGGCGGAACAGGUUGCUGAGUUGUCAAGUGUUCACCAAGGGAAGAUGAUCGAGGGUGUUUUCUGGCAGGACAAAUGUGAGAACCAACUGGGGAACAAUGCGGCUUUGAAGUCGUCAAUGGAGAGGACUGGAGCAAUGAUCCGUGAUCAACUACAACUUCUCAUUGAAGAUCAUGAGGAUAGGAUCCAAGAUUGCACAGUGGGUAUUGAAGGGAUGACCAUUGCCACGCAGUGGCCAAGAUUCUAA
Molecule: messenger RNA, 579 nt
Organism: Colletotrichum costaricense
Lineage: Eukaryota; Fungi; Ascomycota; Sordariomycetes; Glomerellales; Glomerellaceae
Exons: 3
Coding region: 1-579 (192 amino acids)
Source: RefSeq, a predicted model, not a curated record